CCGGGAAGCAGGCAGUCCGGCCUGGGAACACUUUGGAGUGACCAUGGCCUUCACGCUGUAUUCCCUGAUGCAGGCGGCCCUGCUGUGCGUGAACGCCAUCGCCGUGCUGCACGAGGAGCGCUUCCUCAAGAACAUUGGCUGGGGAACAGACCAGGGAAUUGGUGGAUUCGGAGAGGAGCCAGGAAUUAAAUCUCAACUAAUGAACCUUAUUCGGUCGGUGAGAACUGUGAUGAGAGUGCCAUUGAUAAUAGUAAACUCAGUUACUAUUGUAUUGCUUUUGUUAUUUGGCUGAGCAUCGUUGGGAAGUUAUCGACUCAAAGGAAAAGAUACCCUCUCAAAAGUCACUAUUUCCUUGUGACUGGAAUAUUCAUGUUUCAACAGGUUCAUCUUGCAGUUGAAAAAAAAAUGUAAAGUCAACAAUAAAACCAGAUUUUCUAUUUUA
Messenger RNA from Meriones unguiculatus (Mongolian gerbil), 442 nucleotides. RefSeq names its product immediate early response 3 interacting protein 1 (gene Ier3ip1). The transcript is spliced from 3 exons. The record is from RefSeq and is a predicted model, not a curated record. Gene Ontology annotation, cellular component: COPII-coated ER to Golgi transport vesicle; Golgi membrane; endoplasmic reticulum membrane. Lineage: Eukaryota; Metazoa; Chordata; Mammalia; Rodentia; Muridae. Gene Ontology annotation, biological process: endoplasmic reticulum to Golgi vesicle-mediated transport. The coding region runs from base 44 to 292 and encodes 82 amino acids.